This is a messenger RNA of Prunus armeniaca (apricot), 276 nucleotides long. Lineage: Eukaryota; Viridiplantae; Streptophyta; Magnoliopsida; Rosales; Rosaceae. The record is from the annotation of a GenBank genome assembly.
AUGCCGGACACACAUAAAGUAAGUCCAGAGGAUGUGAGGAGAGCAGGAGCGGAAGCAGGAAAGAGGGCUCCUGGCCUCCGGAGCAGCCUUAACUUUGGUGCAACUUCCUGCAUGGCCAUCACCGGCUUACUGUUUGCCGGCGCCAUUGGCUACUAUACCCUUUAUGUCAACAAAAAGCCUGACCCCUCUGCACUAGAUGUCGUUAGGGUCCGCCGUGACCUUGACGACCUUCGUCCCAGAAAGUCUCUUGUCAACAGCACCGACCCCGCCCCAUGA